CGGCCGCACAGCCCCGGAGCUGUGGGGCUGCCCCUCGGUGCUGGGCACGGGCCCCGCUCGGAACCCACCGGCCCCGACACCGACCCCUGCAUCGGGCCCUUCCCGGCUCGGGGGCUGCCGCAAGGGAGCUGCAUGGUCUGAAGACGGGAGCUGUGGGGCGCUCUGGGAGCCCCAGCACCACCACUGAGGCAGCAUCAUGUUGGCUCCCAAGAAAGGCCUCCUGUGCAACCUCAACCACAUCCAUCUGCAGCACAUCUCCUUGGGGCUGCACCUCUCCCGGCACCCGGAGCUCCAGGAGACUUCUGGCUCCAUGGGCGGAGGGGACCAGAGCGGCUGCCCCGAGAACUGCGAGCAAGUGGAUGCCAAUUCCAACAAUCCCUCCCUGAAAUGCCGCUGUUGUGAGUCCCAUCCUCAGCAGGCAGUGACGCUGGGGCUCCAGAACCAGACAGCUCAAGAGGAUUUCCCCUGCCUGCAUGCUGGAGAGGAGGUGGCUUCCCCUUGUGAUCUGGCUUCCUCCUCCUCCUCCUCCUCCUCCUCCUCCUCUGUCAGUAGCUGCUCGGAUUUCAGCUUGGAUGACUCCCCAGUCUCCGUGUACUGCAAAGGGUUCCCCAGAGAAGAGCCUCAACCCCUUGAGGAUCCACCCAGCGUCGCUCCCACAGAAGACACCCAGGAUGCGCAGGCCCUUGGUGACGAGGGGGGGACGUGUGAUGGAAGCGAUGCCAACCUCACCCCCCCGGUGCCCCAGAGGCCGGCCUCGCUGAGCGGACGGAGCCCGGACAGCCUCCGCAGCAGCUCCUCCCUCGACUCCCGGUGCGAUGAGACCUCCCCGAGCGUGAGGGAUGGCACCGGCAUCGGCACCGACCUCGACCCCAACUGCAACCCCCUGCCCGAGGCCGACGCUGCCCCCCCGGCACCGCCUGUGCCAGGGAGCAGGGAUCCUGCUCUGAGCCGAGCUCCGGAGCUGCGGCCCCGGCCUGGAAGUGUCCCCCCACCAGUGCCCCCCCGGCCCCGGAGGCGCCUGCAGGUUCUCAAUGGGCGCAGAGCGGAGCAGCCGCCUCUGCCUGUGCGGCCGCUGGAGCUGGAGCCUGGCUCGGGCGAGCUCUGCAGAGAUGUGGGCAAGAAAACCAUCACCUCGUUCCAUGAGCUGGCCCAGAAGAGGAAGAGGAACGGUGCUGGGGCCGCUCCUGCCCAGCCCCGCACUGACCGCAGUGACUGGCUCAUCAUCUUCUCACCGGACACGGAGCUGCCUCCCCCCAACGAGCUCCUCUGCAGCACCAGGGCCCAGGACCCGGCCCGGCCCCAGCUCCGGCCCGAGCCGCCUCCGAGACCCCCCUGCUCCCGGCAGCGAGAGGUGACCACGUUCAAGGAGCUGCGGUACCGAAGCGCUUCCAGCAAGGCCAAGGGGCCGGCGGUGGGCGAGCAUCCCCCUGCGCUCCCGGAGGGGGCCCCGGGCAGCGGCAGCGCAGGGUGGGUGCAGCCGGUGCCGCUGGGGGGGCAGGCGCUGGCUCCCAUGGACGGCCACGACCCGAAGAGGAGGCGGCCGCGGCCGGGACCUCAGCCGGGGGACGCGGAGGAAGCGGAGCCCAGCGCCCUGCCCGCAGGGAAAGGUGCUGCGGGUCGGAGGCUCCGGGGCCCCGGUGGAGCCCAGCGGGAGGCAGGGGCAGAGGAGAGCGGGGCCGGGUCCCGCAGGCACGCCGAGGCCCCACCGGCCGCCGCUGGAGCCGCCGCUGGAGCCGCCGCGGCCCCGGGGCCGCCCGGAGCGGGGAGCACGGAGGGAACCCGCGGGGAGCAGAAGAAAGCCCUGCUCGUCGCCAUCAGCGCCGCCGUGGAUAAAGUCAUUGCCCACUUCAGCUCCGCUCGGAACCUGGUGCAGAAGGCCCAGCUGGGUGACAGCCGGCUCAGCCCCGACGUGGGGUACCUGCUGCUGCACACCCUGUGCCCUGCGCUCUAUGCCUUGGUGGAGGACGGGCUGAAGCCCUUCCAGAAGGAUGUUAUCACUGGCCAGAGGAGGAAUUCCCCUUGGAGUGUGGUGGAAGCCUCCGUGAGGACAGGCCCCGGUGCGCGCUCCUUCCACUCGCUGUGUGGGCAUGUGGCCGGUCUGGCCCCACUCCACAGCACCAGGCAGAAGUUUCAUGCCUUUAUUCUGGGCCUUUUGAACAUUAAGCAGCUGGAGCAGUGGAUUUCUCACCUGCAGAAGAGCCCAGGUGUCAUCUCUGUGCUGUACUCACCCACGGCCUUCUUUGCGCUGAGCCAAGGGCCCCUGCCCUACCUCGCUGAUGAGCUGCUGCUGCUCAUCCAGCCCCUGUCUGUGCUGACCUUCCACCUGGACCUGCUCUUCGAGCACCACCACCUCUCUAUGGACGUGCGGCCCUUGGUCCGCCGGCCGCAGUCACCGCCCGGUGCUGCCCAUGGCUCCGCUGUGGGUCCCGGCUCCGAGGGGGGGCUCUGCAGCUCGGCAGGGGGCAGCCUGGAGGACCAGCGCCCCCCUGAUGCCGUGGGGAGCGCAGGGGGCAGCCCAAGGCUCCAGCCCCACAUUGCGCUGGUCCCUGGUGCCCAGGUCGGGGCCGCCCUGCAGCAGACCCUGCAGCACGUCCUGCGCUGGGGCGGCCGCCUCAGCCGCACGCUGCUGGGCACCGACGGCUCCCCCGAGCCCCGACGGCCGGAGCCAGGCCCGGGGGAUGCUGGGGCUGGUGCCGGGGGGUGGUGGGCGCAGCUGGGCCGGGACUCUAGGCCCUGCUCCGUGCCCAGCAAGGAGAAGCUCCCCUCGGUCUGGUGGACGAAGCUGCGGGCGGCUGCGGCCGAUCCCAGCCCUGACCCGGCCCUGCGGGAGCCCAGCGGAGCUGAGCUGCGGCUGCUGCCGACCAGAGCCGUCCCCGAGCUCCCUGCUCCGCAGCCCGGCAGCAGCAGCGCCGGCACCUCCGGAUCCUCAUCCCCCGAAGCCCUCAUCCUGCCCGUGGGAGCCGGAGCAUCCCCCGGGCCCUGCGGUGCUGACGGCGGCCGUUGGCUGGGCCGGCUCUUUGGGGCCUCCAGCCCCUCCACCAGGACCCCCAGCCCCGAUGCGGCCUCAGCAGGCUCCAGGAGACCUUCGAGGUGGCUGUCACCCGGUGCCCGGGUCCUGGCUGCGGUGGUGAAGGGGCUGGCAGCUGAGAAGAGCCACGCUCAGGAACAGGCAGAGGGGACCGGGUCGGACUCACCCCAGCCCUGCAGAGCGGUCCGAGCGCUGUGCGACCACACGGGCACGGCCGACGGGCACCUGAGCUUCCAGAAAGGGGACAUCCUGCAGCUGCUCUCCACCGUGGAUGAGGACUGGAUCCGCUGCUGCCAUGGGAACAGCACCGGCCUGGUUCCCGUGGGUUACACAUCCCUGAUCCUGUGAGGGACCAGCUCCCACCACCCUCAGAGCAUCCCUCGAGGGGCUCUGCUCGCUCGCAUGCCCUUACCCUGUGCCACGGGCUCACCACAGCUCCAUGAGGGACCUGCUCACGCUCCCCUGUCCCCAGCCCUGCUCCAUGCCCCUGCCAUUGUGUCCCCCCCACUGCUCUGCCCAGGCCCGGCCACACUCUGUCCAUGGCUGUACCCAUGGGAAUGCGCUGAAUCCAGGGGGAAAAGCUGGAAUAAAGGUUGUGACUCACGUG
This is a messenger RNA of Melopsittacus undulatus (budgerigar), 3635 nucleotides long. It is a transcript of the gene RUSC1, whose product is annotated as RUN and SH3 domain containing 1. Gene Ontology annotation, molecular function: protein binding. NCBI's taxonomy places the organism in Eukaryota, Metazoa, Chordata, Aves, Psittaciformes, Psittaculidae. Gene Ontology annotation, cellular component: cytoplasmic vesicle. The record is from RefSeq and is a predicted model, not a curated record. The coding region runs from base 197 to 3376 and encodes 1059 amino acids. The transcript has 10 exons.